Drosophila rhopaloa is the source of this 1932-nucleotide messenger RNA. RefSeq names its product venom protease. Gene Ontology annotation, biological process: proteolysis. The coding region runs from base 199 to 1734 and encodes 511 amino acids. Gene Ontology annotation, molecular function: serine-type endopeptidase activity. The transcript is spliced from 6 exons. The record is from RefSeq and is a predicted model, not a curated record. NCBI's taxonomy places the organism in Eukaryota, Metazoa, Arthropoda, Insecta, Diptera, Drosophilidae.
GAAUCGAAGACGCGAUCGCUUUGGUCACGCAGGCCACCAGAAAAGACACACACGGCAAUCUCCGAAGAAGCUUCCGCGGCUCCGGUUCUCGGUUUCUCCAAAAAUUUCAGUUUGAUAACGCCUGCCGGACGGUGAACAUCGCCUCGUUCCCGAUAUCACGGAUAUAUAUACGAAUAUAUAAAAUAUCUUGAUCUCGCCAUGAAGUCGGUGUGCUGUGUUAGUGCUGUGAUUACACUCCUGCCCCUCGUACUCCUCUCCAAACCCACCGAUGCCCAGUUCAAUCAGCGCCGGCAAGUUCGCCAGAACUGCAUCACCCCCGAGAACUACUACGGGAGUUGCGUGACCCUGACCUACUGCCCCCAGGUGGUGAACAUCUUCCAGACCACCAACAGUGAUCGGGCCCAGCGCUAUUUGAUCGCCCUGCAGCGCAGCUGUGGCACCCGCAACAUCAACGGGGAUCCGGUGAUCUGCUGCACAGAACCCAGAUAUAACCAGGUCACAGAGCGACCCCCGAACCCCUUCUUCCCCACAGAGAACUCAUUCGUGGGUCCGCAGCCACCGCCGGAAGUGCCCGAUAAUUUCUUCGUGAAUCCCACCCCAAGGCCAACUACUACUACGACCACGACGACGACGACCACUCCAGCUCCCAUCCGGAUCACCUCAUCCGCACCUUUGGUGGACCUACGGGGACCCUCGUGCCGAGGACCAGACACCAAACCCGGAAACUGUGUUGAACUCAAGGAAUGUGCUGCGCUGUUGAAUGAGUUGCGGGUGAAGCAGCGGGACGAGACCUUUGCCAAUUUCCUGCGUGCCUCCAGGGUGGUUUGUGGCAGCCAGGGCACCCAGGUGUGCUGCCCCAACGGACAGACGGUCACCACUCCGGCUCCCGUUCUGCCCAAGAACACGGACGAAGUGCCUCGACGGCUGCUCAAUGUGGAGGAGGGAUGUGGCUAUACGGUCGGAUAUUACAAGAAAAUCGUGGGCGGUGAGGUGAGCCGCGCGGGGGCGUGGCCAUGGAUCGCGCUUCUUGCAUAUGAUGACGCCUCCUCAUCGCCGUUUAAGUGCGGAGGAACCCUGAUCACCGCCAGACACGUACUCACUGCUGCCCACUGCAUCAGGGAUGAUCUACAAUUUGUGCGAUUGGGAGAACAUGACCUGUCCACGGACACGGAGACUGCUCAUGUGGAUAUUAACAUAGCUAGGUACGUGGCCCAUCCGGAGUACAAUCGCAAAAACGGACGCAGUGACAUGGCCAUCCUGUACUUGGAGCGAAAUGUGCAGUUCGUGGCGAACAAGAUCGCGCCCAUCUGUCUGCCGCACACUGCCAAUCUGCGCCAGAAAUCCUACGUGGGCUACAUGCCCUUCGUCGCCGGAUGGGGCAAGACGAUGGAGGGCGGUGAGUCGGCCAGCAAGCUCAAUGAACUUCAGAUUCCCAUUUACGAUAACGAGGUGUGCCGCCAAAGCUAUGCGAAAGAGAAGCGCUACUUCUCGGCCGAUCAGUUCGACAGUGCCGUCAUCUGCGCCGGAGUCCUUUCCGGCGGCAAGGAUACGUGCCAGGGUGACUCCGGCGGACCACUGAUGGUGCCGGAGCAGUACCAGAACAAACAGCACUUCUACCUUAUCGGCGUUGUGUCCUACGGCAUCGGAUGUGCCCGGCCAAACGUGCCCGGCGUUUACUCCAGCACACAGUACUUCAUGGACUGGAUCAUCCAACAGGUCCAACAGACGCCCUAAGUUGCCAUCGCCCACUUGUUGCACUUAGGUCAUAAGGUCCCUAGAUUAAACUAAAUUAAUGUGUAAUCAAAUUAACUCUGUAAUCAGAAUAAAACGAUUGAUUUAAGAUCUGAUAUCGAUUUUAAGUUGUUAACAAAACAGGUUUACAUUAUUUAAAAAAAGCUUGAAUCACAAAUAAAUUCAUUUACAAAGAAAAAA